CUUAAACAUUCACGGAUUUGAUAAGUUGGAAACCGAUUUUGCUAUGGCCACAGGGGAUGGGACAGCGAAGGUGAAACUAUGCGAUGCAUUGGUUCAAAACUUGGCUGUGGGCAAGGUCUACAGGGACCACAAGGGUCCAUUAAGUGGGAUGGAUUUUACUUACGACGGGCAAUUCCUUGUGACAUCCGGCGAGGACAACAGCGUCUAUGUGUACUCUUGCGAGAAGGCUUCGCGGGUUCGACAUCUACGUUGUGAGAAGUAUGGCAUAGCUUUGAUUCGGUUUCUUCACAAUGACAGGGAUUGUGCUGUAGCGGCUUCAAGAAACGAGGCUGACCAUCUACUUAAGUAUUGGGAUUUCCACGACAACAAGUAUCUUCGCUUGUUCCGGAGCCACACUGGCAAAGUCACCUCAGUCAGCCCGCAUCCUUACGAGGACUUGUUUCUCUCCGGUGCGGAGGACAAAUGCGUGCUGCUCUGGGAUUUGAGACAGGACCGGCCUGUGGCCAAAAUCAACGGGCAGGGCACAACUGUUGCAAGCUUUGACCAGCAAGGCUUGGUCUUUGCAGCUUGUGUGGGACAGCCAAAGCUGCAUCUCUUCGACACGCGUAAUUAUGCCAAAGGAGAAUUCACCUCCUUCGACUUGAGACCGCAUCUUAAAGAUCCAGCUCAUAGUGUACAGUUCAGCCCAUGCGGCAAGUACCUGCUCCUUCGUACCCCGUCCCAGAUGGUGUUGAUUGAUGCCUUUGAUGGGGAGCUUAUCUGCGAAUACCCUGUACAAGAGCAAGGCCCAUCUUUGCCCUGCUUUUCACCCGAUUCGCAGUAUGUCAUUUGUGGCAUGUCCAACGGCGACGUGUGCAUAUGGGGUGCCACAAAUGCACGACUUGUGCACAAGCUGGAGGGCCACACAGCCCUGCCGACUAGGGCCUGCUUCAAUCCAGCUCAUGCACUGGUUGUCACGGCGGCUGAAACGCUGGCUUGGUGGAUACCAGACACUGGUCCACCAGCAACUUGAUCCACUGAGUGGGUCUCGCUCGACAUUUGUUCAUGUGAUCAGUCUUAGGGUUACGCUCAGCGAUGCAGCGGAAAUGGCCGAA
Molecule: messenger RNA, 1094 nt
Organism: Durusdinium trenchii
Lineage: Eukaryota; Dinophyceae; Suessiales; Symbiodiniaceae
Source: the annotation of a GenBank genome assembly